Messenger RNA from Camelus dromedarius (Arabian camel), 3903 nucleotides. RefSeq names its product parvin alpha (gene PARVA). Gene Ontology annotation, biological process: actin cytoskeleton organization; establishment or maintenance of cell polarity; substrate adhesion-dependent cell spreading. NCBI's taxonomy places the organism in Eukaryota, Metazoa, Chordata, Mammalia, Artiodactyla, Camelidae. Gene Ontology annotation, molecular function: actin binding. Gene Ontology annotation, cellular component: focal adhesion; cytoplasm; actin cytoskeleton. The record is from RefSeq and is a predicted model, not a curated record. The coding region runs from base 102 to 1220 and encodes 372 amino acids. The transcript is spliced from 13 exons.
GUUUGGAAAGCCGCAGCCUCAGUCCCGCCGCGCCCGCCGCGUCCGCCCAGCGCCAGCUCCGCGUCCUGACCGGCCCGCGCGCGGCUGCCCGCUCCGCCGCCAUGGCCACCUCCCCGCAGAAGUCGCCGUCUGUCCCCAAGUCCCCCACUCCCAAGUCGCCCCCGUCCCGGAAGAAAGAUGACUCCUUCUUGGGGAAACUCGGAGGGACUCUGGCCCGGAGGAAGAAAGCCAAGGAAGUGUCCGAGCUUCAGGAGGAAGGCAUGAACGCCAUCAACCUGCCCCUCAGCCCCAUCCCCUUCGAGCUGGACCCUGAGGACACGAUGCUGGAGGAGAAUGAAGUGAGAACGAUGGUGGAUCCCAACUCACGCAGUGACCCCAAACUUCAAGAACUGAUGAAGGUAUUAAUUGACUGGAUUAACGAUGUUUUGGUCGGAGAAAGAAUCAUUGUGAAAGACCUGGCUGAAGACUUAUACGAUGGCCAAGUCCUGCAGAAGCUUUUUGAGAAACUUGAGAGUGAGAAGCUGAACGUGGCUGAGGUCACCCAGUCAGAGAUUGCUCAGAAGCAAAAGCUGCAGACUGUCCUGGAGAAGAUCAACGAAACCCUGAAGCUUCCUCCCAGGAGCAUCAAGUGGAAUGUAGACUCUGUUCAUGCCAAGAGCCUGGUAGCCAUCUUGCAUCUGCUGGUUGCUCUCUCCCAAUAUUUCCGGGCACCAAUCCGACUCCCGGACCACGUUUCCAUCCAAGUGGUUGUGGUCCAGAAACGAGAAGGAAUCCUCCAGUCUCGGCAAAUCCAAGAGGAAAUAACUGGUAACACAGAGGCUCUUUCUGGAAGGCAUGAACGUGAUGCCUUUGACACCUUGUUCGACCAUGCACCAGACAAGCUCAACGUGGUGAAAAAGACGCUCAUCACUUUUGUGAACAAGCACCUGAAUAAACUGAACCUGGAAGUCACGGAACUGGAAACCCAGUUUGCAGAUGGAGUGUACCUGGUGCUGCUCAUGGGGCUCCUUGAGGGCUACUUCGUGCCCCUGCACAGCUUCUUCCUGACCCCGGACAGCUUUGAACAGAAGGUCUUGAACGUCUCCUUUGCCUUUGAGCUCAUGCAAGAUGGAGGAUUGGAAAAGCCAAAACCACGGCCAGAAGAUAUCGUCAACUGCGACCUGAAAUCCACACUGCGAGUGUUGUACAACCUCUUCACCAAGUACCGGAAUGUGGAGUGAGGGGCAGACUGGACCGUCCCCCGAGCCGCCUUAACCUGCUUGUUCCUGUCUCCUGCUCUGUGCUCUUCCCUAAGUCCAGCUGCGACCCAGAGACCGUGGGAACUCAAAUUAGGAAGGAAGUGAUCAAUAACUCAGUGGGCUGACUCACACCUCCCAGGCUCUGAGGACUGACCCAGCAGUGGCUGGUGAAGGUUGUCCCCAUCCUGGUGCUAGGUCCAGAUUUUCCUGUGUGAUUUGGGAACCAGCUUAAGCACAAGGGACCACCCUCCCCCCAACCAGAAGAUGAAAAUAAAGAUAAUAGUUACCAUUUAAUGGGUGUAACCUGUGGGCUGGGCACCAUGCCAAGUGCUCUGACCUGCUCAACUCGUGAAUACUCAUGACUCCCAUUGAAGCAUAUGUUAUCAGCCCCUUUGACAGAUAAGGAAACUGAGGCUUAGAGGUUCCAUAAACUUGCCAGAAGUUGCCACUUGUUUUUCUUCUUUGAACAUAUGUUAAUAAGUAGCCCAUCACAUAACAUUCUCUGCAUGUUCUAUAGUUGUGUGUGUCCACCUGCACCCUCCAAGAAGCCAGAAGCCCCCUGAUCUCACCACCAGGCAGACUAGGUCAGGGCUCAGUGGUUCACAGUAAAACUGGCAAAUCAAAUUUAACCCAGUUAAUAGUAUGUGUGUGGCAGGAGCCAUGUCCCUUAACUCCUUUGUGCAGAUGACAAUUAUUCUUAAUUCCUUCAGAUUUGUAAUAACCCCUUACUCUGGUUUCAGAGUGACAUUUGGGAAGGAUUGUGUUUAAAAUUAAUGGAGUGGCACAUUUUGCAGCCUUUUUGCUUGAUUGCAUGUAAUGGAAGUGCCCUAUAUUUUCCUACAAAGUAAGUACUCGAUUCAUUAUCGUUAGGCAAAUGUACAAUAUACCCAGGCACUGCGGAGAGCUGGGCGCGGGCCCAUGUGAGCAGGGCUUGGGAAGUAGGGCUCUUCAACAGGGACCCUUGAGCUUUAAAGAAAGGAACUCCUUUUUGCCCUCUAAUUGAUCAUUUAGACCAUUUCUGGCUAAGUCUGCCCACAUGCAAUUACUGGCUAAUUCAGGCGAGGAAAAAUGUAAGUUAUUUAGACCCAAGCUGAGUGGUUUCCUUGCGUGGGUUACCCGCGGGCUCAUGGUUACAUGGGUCCCCUCUAUGUGAACCCAAGUUUGGUAUACAGGUCUCUUGUUGUCCCAGCCUGCGGGUCCUGCGGGGAUAGGAAGGGGACAGAAGUGGGGGUGACUAGGAGGACAAGCGGCGUGGGGCAAAUACUUGCACAUUCCAUGUGCUCCAUAGGGAUGGGCUGAUGGUACCUAACACUUGUACUCAUGAGUUGACCAAGCCGUGGGAUAACUAGUAACGUGUACUGAUAAUAUAUCUGCAUCAUAGAAUUUUCCUAAAUAUGCCAGGUAGACACCAGCCUGUGUCCCGCCUCCAGAAUGCUUUGUCACUACUGGAGGCCCAGUCGUGCAAAGCCCAUCUGUAGUUUGAGGAAUUCAUUUUGGCCUCUGUCUACACCACCAGCCAGAGCAAGGCCUCCCAUCGUGUCUAAAACAUUCCUUCCAGCUUCACCUCACGUCUGACUCCACAGUCUAGCUGCAGUAGCUCAGAACCCACGUGAUUUAGAUGCGCUGCCUGUUUCUGCAGAGAUUUUGCUCCAAAAAGGAAUUAUUACUCAGCAUAAUGAGCAUUUAAGAUACAAAGAAAAUGUACUCUCGUGUCAAUUUAUGUAAAAGAAUACAAUUUGUUUUUACAUAAUUAGUGAAGUAUUUCGUUUUUCAUUAGGAAACACUAGAUACCAUGAGAUUUCUGUUUGCUCUCUUUUAAAUUCCUAAUAGCAAAUCAACGUAAAUAACUGCUUUGUCUCCUUGAGCAAUACUAAAGAGGGAUGAAAUAAGAGGAAUUGUGUUCAUUUAAACGUGCUUUGCUAUAAGAGUUUUGUCUUUUGUUUUUUCCUUAUAUUCAAGCUGUAAAUGGAGAGUGGACAAGUGGCCUUAUUAAGGGCACUCCUUUUUAUAUUUUAUGUGUACACUGUAAUGAAAACACCUCAGAACCCUUAGAAAGUUUUCAAUAACAAGUCUAAUUUAUCAGAAAAUUGUUUUGACACCGAGAUCUUUGCCUUUAGUCCAGAAUCCCAGGGCCUGGGCCUGGUUUUAUAACCCUAUCGUUUCAUUUAGACGUUUUCCUUUAGAUUCUGGAAUCUCCUGCUUAAUACAUGAAGCGGGGAAAAGCAUUAGAAAAUAAAUAAGCCAAACUUAACCGCCAUCUCUUUUAAAAGAAAAAAAAAACCGAGGCAAGAAUCAAGUCUCUAGGCUCACUGGGUCCUUUUGUCCUUUCUGCUCUUUUCUAGAAUUGAAAUUCAUUGAUAUUUUUAAUAGUUAUAAAUGGUGCAAAAUUAAAAAAGCAUGAAUGGGUAUCUAGUGAAAAACCUCAUCUCCCUCUCUCCCCUCCCCCAGCAGCCAAUUUACCUGUCCCGAGAAGCAACUAUUUUGAUCUGUUUUAUAUUUACUUCCAGAGAUACCCUGGCCAUAUAAAGCAUCAGCAGACAUAUAAAAUCAUUUGUUAGCAUAAAUAGCAUAUUAUACAUACUAUCAUGCACACUGCUUUUUUCACUUAAUGUACUAUCAUGGAGAUUAUUUUACACUGGGUAUUAAAACUUCUUACAUUUUGAAA